UUCUCACAUUUUGGGAAGAUAUUUUGCGACAACAACCAUAGUAAACAGUAAACACUUCGCAGUCCCAAAUUUGCUUACCUGUUUCAAGUCAAAGGGUGUGAGCAAGAUGGCAUCUUUAGCGAAGAAGGGACUGAACAAUUACGUGAAACAGCUCCAACAACACCCUUUGAGAACCAAGAUAAUCACUGCAGGGGUUUUGUCAGGGAUCAGCGAUAUUGUAUCUCAGAAGCUUACUGGCAUUCAGAAACUUCAAGUCAAACGACUUCUUCUCAAAGUGGUUUUCGGAGCCGGUUAUCUUGGACCUUUUGGACACUUUUUUCAUUUACUACUGGAUAAAAUUUUCAAAGGAAAGAAAGAUUCAAAAACUGUGGCCAAGAAGGUUCUGAUUGAACAGUUGACAUCUUCUCCAUUGAACAAUUUGCUUUUCCUGAUUUACUACGGAUUAGUUGUUGAAGGGAGACCUUGGAUGCAUGUCAAAGCUAAAGUUAAGAAAGACUAUCCAUCAGUGCAGUACACAUCAUGGACGUUCUGGCCUGUUGUGGGGUGGAUAAAUCACAAAUUCAUGCCUCUUCAUUUUCGUGUUGUUUUCCACAGCUUAGUAGCAUUUUGCUGGGGAAUAUUCUUGAACCUUCGAGCGCGAACUAUGACACUGACUAAAGCCUGAACGCAAGAAGAUUACAGUUUAGUCUUAUAAGUGAUGCUCCUGCUUGCUAGAGUAGUUUGCAUCAGUUUAAACGAAUGUACUUUCAGAUGAUCUGCAUUUUAAGUUCAUAUGUAUUUGGAAGAUCUUUUAGUUUGUCUGAUUAUGUAGACAUCAUCAAUUGGUGGCUCUUGGAAUUUAGAAGUUUGUGAAAGUUAAUCCUCAUGCGUAAAUAUCAAAUAAAUAUUGGAGACAAAGCA
Molecule: messenger RNA, 900 nt
Organism: Abrus precatorius (Indian licorice)
Lineage: Eukaryota; Viridiplantae; Streptophyta; Magnoliopsida; Fabales; Fabaceae
Product: peroxisomal membrane protein PMP22
Exons: 7
Coding region: 107-664 (185 amino acids)
Cellular component (GO): cytoplasm; membrane
Source: RefSeq, a predicted model, not a curated record